Molecule: messenger RNA, 273 nt
Organism: Aureobasidium vineae
Lineage: Eukaryota; Fungi; Ascomycota; Dothideomycetes; Dothideales; Saccotheciaceae
Source: the annotation of a GenBank genome assembly
AUGUCGAGUCUGCCGUGGAAGACGCACCGCCCGCUCUACUAUCCCGAGAAGGUCCGUCACUUUUGUCAGGGCUGUGAUGAUAAAAGAUUGGACGGCUUGCGCUUUUGGUGGGUCAGGCUUGAUCAAGAAACAUACGACUGUCCUACUUGCCAUGCACAAGACCUUAAUGCAGCAAUGCCAGAAGGCUACGAGGGUAUCACGAUAUGGAAGGACAUGGUUGCUCGUAAAGACGAACUCGAUGGACUUGCUGCAAAGAGCCAGUCCCCGCCUUGA